This is a messenger RNA of Octopus bimaculoides (California two-spot octopus), 3062 nucleotides long. RefSeq names its product carbonic anhydrase-related protein 10. The record is from RefSeq and is a predicted model, not a curated record. NCBI's taxonomy places the organism in Eukaryota, Metazoa, Mollusca, Cephalopoda, Octopoda, Octopodidae. Gene Ontology annotation, biological process: one-carbon metabolic process. Gene Ontology annotation, molecular function: carbonate dehydratase activity; zinc ion binding.
CAAUACGCAUACAUACACUUUGAUGCUAGUAUAUGUAAGGAUAUACGUACAUACAUUUAUGUUUUAUGUGAAAAAAGGAAAGAAAGUAAAAAUAUAUAAGGAGAACAACGGUUGUAAGUUUUACCUACUAAACUUUUUUUUUUCUGAUAAAAAUUCAUCCACAUAUAGAAAUGUGUACAAUUAUGUGAAUACAUAGCUAAAUACGUACACACACAUAUAUUAAUAUAUAUAUGUAUGUAAAUGUAUAUGAACAUAUAAACACGGAAAUCUAUAUACAUCUACAGACAGGCACACACAAAAAAACAAAAACAAAAAAAAACAGACAUAUAUGAUAUAUAUUAUUGCGUGUAUACAAUCAUAUCCAUAUAACAACACAGAUGCGCAUACAUAUAAAUACAUGAAUACAGUACUUUCAUAACGGCUAUUUUUGUGUAUAUACUAACAACUGCAUAACUUUAGUAUUUACAAAAUUACACAUGCACAUUGAGAUAUUUACAUAUACAUAUAACAUACUCGGCAUGUGAAUGUUUAUAUAGUGCAUGGAGGAAAUUUUCACACUGUUGCCUGUAGAGUAGUUUCACAUUGUUUCAUAGUUCCUGCUGGCUGUUAACAAAAUUGCUAGGGGUACUGCAGUCUGCAAAGUGGUUUCACGAUACCACUAGUCUCUCUCCACACAUUCAUUUGUACACGUCGGUAGAUACAAAUCAGAAUGAUGUAUACAUAUAUAUAUCCAGGACAAAUUUAGUGCCAUAUUCACAGCGUGAUGAAUAGGUUAACUACAUAAAUAUAAAUUCACAAAGCUAUAUAGGCACACAGGCACGCGCGCGCGCGCGCACACACACACACAUACACACACACAUACACACACACACAAGCUAUUUACUCACAAACGCGCUUACAGAUAUUCGCCAAUUACGUACACACUGAAAAGUGCAUAUAAACACACACAUGUAUUAAACCAUAUGUAGCUGCUGAUGCGACAGAGAUAGAAAGAAAAGAGCGAGGGGGAGAAAGAGAGAAAACUAAAGGAAGAGAGAGGGAUGUAAAAAGACAACGGCAGAGAAGAAGAAAAAAAAAAGAAGGAAAGAAGCAAACUUCUGUAAAUUUGACUGUUAAGAAUGAAUGUUACAGUUUUGGUGUAGGAAUCUUAGCCGCUAUGCCAAUAAGCGGAAUGUCCCUGGGAUAUAGGCAGAAGUUCAUGCAUGUAUAUAUUUAUAUCUAUAUAUGAUUACACACACAGCCACAGUCAGGCGGGCACGUGCGCAUACACAUACGCGCUUACACAAUCAUAUAGAGUCCUGUUGUGUACUCACACUUCGCAAACCGUUUCUAAUUCCCGGCGGAAAAACUCAAAUAUGUAUGGAAAUUUCUUAUUUCAAGCUAUGUGCUUGCUAAGCGUUGUGGAUUUACUAUCGGGAAAAACAUCGCUUUGGUCUGACUGGUGGACAUAUGAAGGUAUUUCAGGGCCGAGCUAUUGGGGUCUUUUAAACCUGGAAUGGAGUUUAUGUAACAAAGGAAGAAAUCAGUCACCAAUUAAUAUUGAUCCUGGUACGUUGCUCUAUGAUCCACAACUAGAAAAUUUGAAGAUUGACGGCAACAUGGUCGUCGGCUCACUUGUUAAUAACGGCCAUGAUCUGACAUUUGAAGUAGACCAAACCAGUCAAUGGGGAGUCAAUAUUAGUAUGGGUCCGUUAUCAUAUACUUAUCGCGCAGCGAAUCUAAAAGUCCAUUUUGGAAGUAAAGAUGAACGAGGUUCGGAACAUACUAUAGCAGACAGAGCAUUUGUUGCAGAGAUACAUAUAUUCUUUUAUAAUGCCGAGCUCUAUCCAAAUUUCUCAGACAGUAUACGUGCACCUCAUGGAAUAGCUGCGCUUUCACUCCUGGUAAAGGUUGGCGAAACGAGAAAUCUUGCAUUCGAGCCAAUAACGCACACAAUUAAAAAGGUCACAGUAAAAGGACAUGAAUCCAAACUACGUAACUUUUACCUUGGUAAAUUAAUACCACAGACAGAUCAUUAUAUUACCUACGAAGGUUCAUUUACUCAACCAGGUUGCUUUGAAACGGUGACGUGGAUUGUAUUUAACAAACCUGUAUACAUAAGCAGAGAUCAGAUUGAUGCAUUACGAAAAUUAAAACAAGGAGGAAAGGAAAAUCUUCAGAUGUCAAUGUCUGAUAACAUUAGACCGACAAUGUCGACAAAUCAGCGUCCAGUACGAACAAAUAUAAACUUCCGUUCAGACUGUUCCAUGAAACACGAUAUGUUCUAUGAAGUAAAUAAACUUUAUACAGAUUAGGAAGCAAGCUUCGCCGUAUGAGGAAAAACUGGGUGUGGGAAGAAUUUGCCACGCCCUCCAUCCCACAAAUGCAGAGGCAUCAUGGUCAGCUUCCAGCAGAAUCUUGAUGGAAAAAAGGCAGUGCUUUGAGGAAAAUAUCAACCGAAAUGGCUGCUACUUUAAGAAAUAUGAACAACAACAACAAGAACCAAAGUAUAGCAACAACAAAACUUAUAACAAACACAACAUGAAAAAUAAUAACAGAACAGGACAACAAGUGUGACGUGCGCAAGCAAGCACUGUAUAAAACAAAAGAAAUUUACUGGAUACUAUUUCUAUUAAUACUAUGUUUAAUAAUGCUUCAUAACAAACGGUGUUAUGUAUGCAACCAGAGGCAUGCAUAAAAGGUGUUGGAAUUGCAUAAAUAUGAGGAAAAAAUAUUGACAGAGAUUUACGCAUCCAUUCACACACACUCACACUCAAAAACGUACAUAUUAACACGCUAACACAUACUAACAUAACAUCCAUGCAUACAUUUUUAUUACGUGCUUUAUACUUAUACAUCCUCACAUCUGAAAAACAAAUAUCAAUGUGCACGUAUACACGCACACAUACGAACACACACACACACACACACAUGCAUGUAUAUACAAUAUACAUCGAUUCUUGUAGACGCACACGAACACACAUACACACACACACAUAUAUGUAUGCGUUUAUGCAUGUGUGUAUGUAUAUACAUCCCCCACAAACUAUUUUGUAAAAAAACGACUGAAAAUUUGAACAGGA